AUGGAGUAUGAAACGUCGAGUCCUGUGACCGACUACUAUGAUUACACUGCGUCUGAGCCCUGCCAUAAAAUCGAUGUGAAGAAAAUGGCAGCCCGGCUCCUGCCCCCGCUCUACUCACUGGUCUUCAUAUUUGGUGUCGUGGGCAACAUGCUGGUCGUCCUCACCCUGAUAAACUGCAAAAAGCUCAAGAGCAUGACUGACAUCUUCCUGCUCAAUCUGGCCAUCUCUGACCUGCUUUUCCUUCUCACCAUGCCCUUCUGGGCCCACUAUGCUGCAAGCCAGUGGGACUUAGGAAACCAAGUAUGUCGAUUUAUCACAGGGCUUUACUUUAUAGGUUUCUUCUCUGGAAUCUUCUUCAUCAUCCUCCUGACCAUCGAUAGGUACCUGGCGAUUGUCCAUGCUGUGUUUGCUGUAAAAGCCAGAACGGUCAGCUUUGGGGUGAUGACAAGUGGGAUCACCUGGGUAGUGACCAUGCUUGUCUCUCUCCCUGAAAUCAUCUUUACAAAAUCCAAAAAAGAAGGUUCUCGUUAUACAUGCAGCUCUUAUUUCCCAGUAAGUCAGUACUAUUUCUGGAAAUAUUUCCAGGCAUUAAAGAUAAGUAUAUUGGGCCUGGUCCUGCCGCUGUUUGUCAUGGUCAUCUGCUACUCGGGAAUCCUAAAAACCCUGCGUCGAUGUCGAAAUGAGAAGAAGAAGCACAAAGCCGUGAGGCUCAUCUUUGCCAUCAUGAUUGUCUACUUUCUUUUCUGGGCCCCCUACACCAUUGUCCUUGUCCUGACCACCUUCCCGAAGCUCUUUCACCUGAAUAAUUGCAGUAGCUCCAACAGACUGGACAGAGCCAUGCAGGUGACGGAGACUCUUGGAAUGACGCACUGCUGCAUCAACCCCAUCAUCUAUGCCUUCAUCGGGGAGAAGUUCCGAAACUACCUCUUGGUAUUUUUCCGAAAGCACAUUGCCAAACACCUCUGCAAACAUUGUCCGAUCUUCCAGCGGGAGGCUCUGGAUCGAGUAAACUCAGCUUAUACUCGAUCCACUGGGGAGCAGGAAAUCUCUACAGGUCUGUGA
Molecule: messenger RNA, 1062 nt
Organism: Chrysochloris asiatica (Cape golden mole)
Lineage: Eukaryota; Metazoa; Chordata; Mammalia; Afrosoricida; Chrysochloridae
Gene: CCR5
Product: chemokine (C-C motif) receptor 5
Exons: 1
Coding region: 1-1062 (353 amino acids)
Biological process (GO): inflammatory response; chemotaxis; G protein-coupled receptor signaling pathway
Cellular component (GO): membrane; cytoplasm
Molecular function (GO): C-C chemokine receptor activity; chemokine (C-C motif) ligand 5 binding
Source: RefSeq, a predicted model, not a curated record